This is a messenger RNA of Gastrolobium bilobum, 2037 nucleotides long. Its product is annotated as probable arabinosyltransferase ARAD1. Gene Ontology annotation, molecular function: glycosyltransferase activity. The transcript is spliced from 3 exons. The coding region runs from base 289 to 1779 and encodes 496 amino acids. The record is from RefSeq and is a predicted model, not a curated record. Lineage: Eukaryota; Viridiplantae; Streptophyta; Magnoliopsida; Fabales; Fabaceae.
UCACUAACAAAGCAAAGCAUAGACCUUUGUUCAGAAAGUUUCUUCCUUUUUUCCUCUGUUGUCCAAAUCCGAAGACAGGGCACUGUGAUGGAGUUAGUGCUGCAUCAACCUCAUCCAUCAGAUUGAGGAGGGCUUAUAUUUAAAACCAUAAUUCCCAUCAAGUUCUUUGCUUUGUGUGUUUGGAGAAAUAGCAUACCAUUGAGCAGCUCUAUCUAUUUUAUGUUGUUGUCUUGUUCUGUUUACUGUAUUCCCCGGAAGAUUGCUUUCAAUAGAUCUUGAUCUUCAACAAUGUCAGAGAAAAGCAUGGUUCCCUCAAGGUUUAUAUUUUGCGUGAUGCUCAUUUCUAUGUUCCUUUUGGUCCUGUCUUCCCUUUUCCUACUCCAGUUUAGCAGUCAUUCUUUGAUACCUAGAUCAGUGUUAGAGCUUAUUCUUGUCAAUAACACAUCAAUUUACUUCAUGCCCAAUUUGAAGAAGGAAGAAGUUAUACUACCUCCCUAUCCUUAUGAGGAUUUAAACUUUCAAUCACAUAAACCUAGAGAAUCUAAUUGUCUAGUUUCCAAUUCAAGCCAGAAAACAAGUUCCGUAGGACAGCAGAUGAAUAUGGCUUCUGACACAACUCGGUCUCUGUUGAAAGUAUUCAUGUAUGACUUGCCUCCAGAAUUUCACUUUGGGUUAUUGGGUUGGAAGGGAAGUGUGAAUCAAACAUGGCCAGAGGUGGAUAACCCUAAACGUAUCCCGCGCUAUCCAGGUGGACUGAACUUACAGCACAGUGUUGAAUACUGGCUCACCCUUGAUCUUCUGUCAUCAAACACUGCAAAAGUUGGCCAACCUUUCGCUGCAAUCAGAGUGCAGAACUCAAGUCAAGCAGAUGUAAUUUUUGUGCCGUUUUUCUCAUCUCUGAGUUACAAUCGGCAUUCCAAGCUUCAUGGAGAGGAAAAAGUUAAUGUUAACAAAAUGUUGCAAGACAGGUUGGUACAGUUCUUAAUGCGCCAAAAAGAAUGGCAACUUUCAGGAGGGAAGGAUCAUGUAAUUGUAGCUCACCAUCCUAAUAGCAUGCUGAAUGCAAGAAGGAAGUUGGGUUCGGCUAUGCUUGUGCUUGCAGAUUUUGGAAGGUAUCCUGUUGAAUUAGCAAAUCUCAAGAAAGAUAUAAUAGCCCCCUAUAGGCAUCUAGUAGGCACCAUACCAACAGCUAAAUCAGCUUCAUAUGAGGAUCGUUCUACACUGGUGUAUUUCCAGGGGGCAAUAUACAGGAAAGAUGGAGGAACUAUUCGCCAAGAACUGUAUUACCUCCUCAAAGAUGAGAAAGAUGUGCAUUUUACAUUUGGGAGCAUAGGAGGAAAUGGGAUUAAUCAGGCAAGCAAGGGAAUGGCCUUGUCCAAAUUCUGCUUGAACAUUGCUGGAGAUACCCCAUCCUCGAAUCGCCUCUUUGAUGCCAUAGUAAGCCACUGUGUUCCUGUGAUCAUUAGUGAUGAAAUUGAGCUACCAUUUGAAGAUGUCUUGGACUACUCAAAAUUUUCCUUGUUUGUCCGUGCCUCUGAUGCUGUAAAGAAAGGCUAUCUGCUGAAUCUCCUUCAUUCAAUCAAGCGGGAGGAGUGGACCAAGAUGUGGGAAAGAUUGAAGGAGAGUACACAUCACUUUGAGUAUCAAUAUCCAUCCCAGCCUGGGGAUGCAGUCAAUAUGAUUUGGCAGCAAGUUAAACGUAAGAUAUCUUCAUUGCAGUUCAAUGUGCACAGAAAGAACAGAUACCAGAGAUCUCAGCUUUUUCUUAAGACUAACUAAAUACUGAGAUUCUCUUGCGUAGGAAUCAGUUCACCUUGGUCACAUAGAACAUAUCAGCGGGAGAUACACAUACCUAGUUUCAUUUAUUUCCGACUAGCAAGCUUCCUACUCGCCCUUUUCAUUGUUGGUUCCCCCCCUUACCGGAUAGCUCAUCUUGUUAAUGAAAAAGAGAUUAGUUUUAUUUUUUUUAAAGUUGAAGUAUAUCACAUAAUUUGUCCUUCUCUUCUUGGCAUGAGUUUUAGGAAAAAUUGUUGAGAU